Messenger RNA from Saprolegnia parasitica CBS 223.65, 720 nucleotides. RefSeq lists its product as hypothetical. The transcript has 5 exons. Lineage: Eukaryota; Oomycota; Saprolegniomycetes; Saprolegniales; Saprolegniaceae. The coding region runs from base 1 to 720 and encodes 239 amino acids. The record is from RefSeq and is a predicted model, not a curated record.
AUGUUCAGGCAACUGAGUUCGAACCCGAUCACAUCGAUCGUCAACAUUCGGCUCUCGAAAACGAUCGCGUUCUUCUCGUGCUUGGGGUGUGCGAUUCAAGAAUUCAGCAUCAACAACGAGACGUACGAAGCGCUCAACGCGCUGCCCAACGCCAACGAGACCGAGCCCAGCACGGUCGAGUCCACAGGCUUUCGGUUCGACACGGGCUUCUCCGUGAACGCCGCUGCCUGCGCCGCGCUGAAAGGCUCGGUGCGACCGCUCUGGGCCGGCAAGUCGCCGCACACCUUUUACGUCUGUGUGGUACCAGACGCACUGCCACCGCCCACGCCCAUUAUCGUGUCCAGAAAUGACACGGGGCUCAUCAUCGGGUGUGCGAUUGGCGGCGUUGCCAUCAUUGCGAUAUUGCUCAUCGCAGUGCUCAUUCGCCGCAAGAAGACGGCGGCGGCCGACCUCCUCGCGUUCCAAAGCGAGGUCACGGGCGGCCGCCUCCGCCGGGCAAACGGCACGGGCUUCCAAACCCUCGAGUCGUCGCUCGAGCUGGCCGAGAACGGCCUUAUUAAUAUCGAAGAGCUGCGCAUGCACAAGCUCGACCUCGCGGACCUCAAGGUCACAGCCACCAAGCCGCUGGCGGCUGGCGCCUUUGGCGAGGUCUGGCUCGGUCAUUACGGCAACGACAAGGUCGCGAUCAAGCGACUCAAGGACACGCACGUCGAGUCGUAG